UGUUGGUGGUGCUGCGUUGUGAGGGCUCUACGUACGCCAGCGGGGGCCGCUUUACGGACGAACGCGAGCGUCUCUCUGUCUCCAUCGUCUAUUACCUCCUCUGCAGCUUGCCCUUCAAUGAAUCCCUCCUGCCUCGCUUUUCGGCCCUCACAGGAAAAAUUGCUUUCGUUGCAGGAGUAGGAGACAGUCAUGGUUACGGGUGGGCAAUUGCACGUGAGCUAGCAGCAGCAGGGGCCCGCGUGGCCGUGGGAACAUGGCCCCCAGUACUGUCACUCUUCAAGAAAUCGUUGGAAACUGGCAAGUUUGAUGCAGAUCGACUAUUGCCCGACGAGUCACUUCUUCAAUUCGAGAAAAUAUAUCCUCUUGACGCUGCUUUCGAUACACCCCAAGAUAUUCCUCAAGACGUGAGGGAAAAUAAACGCUACGCGGGCGUUGACGGCUUUACUAUAUCGGAAGUAGCCGAGAAGGUCAAGAACGAUCUCGGUGGACUGGACAUACUUGUACAUUCGCUUGCUAAUGGCCCCGAGGUGGCAAACCCGCUGAUGCAGACCUCGCGGAAAGGCUAUCUUGCAGCCAUCAGCAACAGUUCGUACUCCAUGGUGUCCCUACUACAACAUUUCGCCCCCAUAAUGAAGCGAGGAGGAAGUGCACUCACUCUGUCUUACAUUGCGAGCGAAAAAGUUGUUCCUGGCUACGGCGGUGGCAUGAGCAGCGCCAAGGCGGCCUUAGAGUCGGAUACACGCACACUCGCGUGGGAGGCGGGGCAGCGCUACGGUCUUCGAGUGAAUGCUAUCAGCGCCGGUCCUCUACGCAGCAGAGCUGCGCAGGCAAUAGGCAAGGAUGGAGAGAGAUUCAUUGAUUAUGCGGUGGAAUAUUCUUUCAAUAACGCACCUCUCAGGAGGCACCUACGAAGCGACGACGUGGCCACAGCAGCAGUUUUCCUCUUAUCUCCAAUGGCCCGCGCGGUUACGGGAGUUACAUUGUACGUGGAUAACGGGCUGCACGCCAUGGGUCAUGCAGUAGACUCGCGGUCACUGCCGCAACGCAAGGAGCAGUCGAACGUCUGA
Molecule: messenger RNA, 1067 nt
Organism: Ochotona princeps (American pika)
Lineage: Eukaryota; Metazoa; Chordata; Mammalia; Lagomorpha; Ochotonidae
Exons: 7
Biological process (GO): fatty acid biosynthetic process
Molecular function (GO): enoyl-[acyl-carrier-protein] reductase (NADH) activity
Source: RefSeq, a predicted model, not a curated record